Lates calcarifer (barramundi perch) is the source of this 5472-nucleotide messenger RNA. RefSeq names its product BTB domain containing 8 (gene btbd8). Gene Ontology annotation, molecular function: protein binding. The record is from RefSeq and is a predicted model, not a curated record. Lineage: Eukaryota; Metazoa; Chordata; Actinopteri; Centropomidae.
GGCCGUUACUACUGGUCCACUCCUUCUCUGUUUUGCAAACCUUGUCCUAGUGGGUGGUGAACAGCGUGCAGCAGUGAUGUCAACAACAUCGGUCAGUGGGUCAGCCUGUAAAUGAAGUGGCAGGUCAGUGAAUGAGAUGGUGUCCCUCAGUGCAGUAGAGGUGAUCAUAUGAGGUCACCCAGAAGAGCCUGGUGACGUAUGACAAAACAGAUAGCAUUACAGUAGUAUUACGAAAACCGUAAUAAACAAUGAUCACCACUGAGGCUGCAAGAGAGUUCCAGGCCAAAGAGCGCAGAUACAAAGAGCAGCUGAAGAGAUGUUUAUCAUCUGCGUUGUCUGCAGACCUUCACAGGUUGCUGCAGGAGGAGUUGGAAGCUGAUGUUUCUCUGUAUGCAGGCUCAGGCUCACUCCGAGCACACCGAGCCGUACUGUUGGCCAGAGCUCCUCAUGUCCUUCGGGGACAGACGCACAAAGAUCCCGUCAUCAUUCACCUGCCUGGCUAUGAGCUGUCUGCGCUGAAAGAUUUCCUCAGGCGAGUGUACACAGCAGACCAGAGCAUGCGCUCAGCUGAAAUAAUCCCAGACAUGGAGGGCUCUAUGCCAGAAAGACCUCUGCCUGUUCCUGACCCGGCAGACCUUCAGAGUUCCACCGACUCAGCUGUUGUUCUUGAGCCAGCCUCAGGUCUCGGAGCUGACUUGCUGGAUCUGUACCAAAGGGGAGAGCAGUGUGACAUCACCAUCCAAGUAGCGGAGCAGGUCUUUUCCUGCCACAGGGCAAUUCUGUGUGCACGGUCUCAGUACUUCCGAGCCAUGCUGAGCGGGAGUUGGAUGGAGAGCUCCAGACAGUGCAUCACUCUGCAAGGCUUAGGUCCAGAUGAGAUGGAGAUCUUGCUCCAGUACAUGUACGGUGCCAUUGUGGAUCUACCCUCUGGAGCCAGUGCCAGUCAGGUGGUACUGGCGGCAGACAUGUUGGGUUUGGAGGGGCUGAAAGAUGUAGUGGAGAUGGUUCUGACCCGAGACUACUGCCGCUUCUUCCCCAAGCCGAUUGAUGGAGUUCAGAGAACAGUUCUAGAGUGCCUGUCCCUCACACAUGCCUUAGGUCUUCAAAACCUCCACUUGCUGUGUAAGAGGUGGGUUGCUGAGCAUUUUGUGAAGACCUGGUGUGAGAGAAACUUUUCCCUCUUGUCCGCUGAGCUCCACAGAGUCUGUCUAAGUGCUGUAACUGAAAGCAUGACUGUGCAGAAUGCAGUAACCAUGCUCUGUGGCACGGAGCAGUUGAUUGGCAGUCUCCCAGAAGUUAAGUGGGCUCAACAGGUGAGGAGUCUCGCAACAGAGUUACAGGAGGAGAGCCUGCGUGUCAUUGUCCAGCACCUUCCUAGAGUCAUCCGAACUCAGGCCUUCCAGGACCUUCGCAGGAGGGAAGAGUUUACCCGAGAGCCCACACUGUUGAAGAAGCUGUGUUCAUCCAUCAGGGAAGGUGUGACUGUGGACAACUGCUGUGAUCUUUUUACUGCUGUGAACUCCCUGUGUGGAGAUGACAUGGAGGACGACUCUCUCCUGGAGCAGAGAGGGCAAAAACAAGAGGAGCCGUUCAGGCAGGAGAUUUGUACGCUACGUGGUCGGCUGUGGACCUUCCUGCUUCAGACCUUUUACGCAGUUCGCCACACGCAGGGAUGGGAAACUCUGUCACCCAAACACAGAGAGAGGAUACUGGCGGAUGCUAUUGAUAAAGGGGACAAUAGAAGACUUGGUAAAAAGCCAGUAUUCACUAGCUCACAGCAAAGGGCUGUAAAAUGCCCUUCAUCUGCACCUGAGAGUCCUCCUGUGCAAAGGAGCCACAGGGCGUCCGAAUACACAGCUUCUUUCUCCCGUAGUGCUGCAUCAGCCAUGAAGUCUGAUGGACUGGGGACAGCUAACAAACCAGGAGAUGGUCACACAUCCAAGGCAAAGAAUGUGAAGAAGCCCGGCGAUCGGAGCGUAGCAGCAAAAGGAAAAACAGCAUCAGCUGGUACACCAGUUGUCAAUGGCACGGCAACUGCAGGAGCCAGACGUGAUGUAGCCAGUGCCAACGGCCCCAGAAGCUCUCAUGGGGCUAAGGAGCAAGAAAAGAAGCCAAACCCAGGUGCAAGGCCUAAAACCUCUCCCCCAAGCUGCACAACUGCAAGCCAAACAGCAGUAAUGAAGGCUCAGAAGAGCUCAGCAGGAAAGGCUGACAGCACUGCUGGCACCGCCCAAACACAGCCCAUCGCUACAACCACAUCAGGCAGCACCUCGCCAGAGAAUGGUGCCAGCAGCCCUCGCAACGACACCCACUCUGUUCCAGGUGCAAAGCCCAAACACCAGGCUAAGGCAGUGAACAAAUCCCCACUGACAAAACCUCCUCAGAAAUCUGAUACGACAAAGACCAACAGCCCUACCAAUAAGUCAAGUGUGAAAGAAGGUGGCAAAGUCAAAACUGGUGCAGCUGAGAAAGCUACUGCACUUACAGCAGCAAGAACAGACACCAAAGGAAGAAGCACACCAGAUCAUGUCUCCAAGCAUGGAUCCUCCAUGAAAAAGCCAGCUUCACCCAGGAAAGAGGACAGUAAGGAUGGGUUGAAAUCCUCAACAGCACACAAGACAGGCAGCGAAACUCCUAAAAAGAAGACCACUAAACCUGUUUCAGCUACUGGACCAUCAACUAAAACCAGCGCUAAAUCAGCAAAAGCCUCUUCAGUCCCCCCCAAACAGUCAUCAGCUGUAGCUCCCAAGUCUGGACCAAAGCAGAAAAGUACAACUGAAUCAUCUACUGAGAAAGCGUCACCAAAAUCUGGAGGAGCUUCCAAAACCUCAGCUGCUGUUGCCACCAAGAAAUCAGGAACUAAAGGAAAAGAGGCAGUGAAUGGUAAAAAUUCAGACUGUAAACCUGAGCUUGGUCCUUCUGAAAUCACUGGUCAUGUUGCAGAGCAUAAAGAUAGUAAGGAGAUAGUGCCCUCUGAUCAGCCUGCAGAACGCAGUACACAGUCAACAAGCCAGGGUGGAGGGGAUUUACUCUGCCUUCAACUGGACUCAAGUCUCCAGAAGGCUGAAGUACAGUCAGGAAACGCUAACGGUGGACGAGAUGAGACCAGUGUUACACCAGCAGCUAACAGCAUCCCGCACAUUAAACCUGCUGAUGCAGAUGCUUGCAGACAGACCGAUGGGAGUAAAGUGAAACAAUCUCCAAGUGGUGUCAUCCCCGCUCACAUCAGUGGAGGGCAAGUUCACGAGGUCAGCUCCCCAAAUUCCCAGAGAGACACUGCACCUCCCAUAGACACCCCCUGCAGCAUGGGAAGCACUCACACCCCCUUAGAGGACUCCUGGAGCGGCAUCCACCACCAGGUCAGCCCAGAGUCUGAGACCGGCAGCACACACACCACUUCCUCUGAUGACAUCAAGCCCCGCUCAGAGGACUACGACGCAGGAGGCUCACAAGACGACGACUGCUCCAACGACCGAGGUGUCUCCAAGUGCGGCACCAUGCGCUGCCAUGACUUCUUGGGCCGCAGUAGUAGUGACACGAGCACCCCGGAAGAGUUAAAGAUGUACGAGGGCGGGGCUGGGUUGAGAGUGGAGGUGCGGCUGCGUGGGAGAGAGGCAGAGACUACCAGCGAGGAGGAGGGAGUGAGACGACGCCCUCGUUCGUGGUUGCAGAGAGAUGAGAUUCAUGUAGAGGAGGAACACUCGGAGAUCGAGGCCACCGUGACUGUAAAAAGUGUCCCUGACCACCAGCUCUUCUCCUCUGAGGAGGAAGAGGAAGAUGAUAACGAAGAGGAGACAGAAGAUGAGAGGUCGGAGGUUGAGGUGAUCCGAGGCCAGGCUCCGCUGCCACCCACUGAGCCCUCACCGCACUUUCAGGGGAUCAUCAACCUGGCUUUCGAUGACGAUGGUGUGGACCAGGAGAAUGACCAGCCUGACUACCAGUCAACUUCUAACUUCCGUCGGUCGGUGUUGCUCUCUGUUGAUGAAUGUGAGGAGUUGGGCUCAGAGGAGGGUGGCGUCCAAACUCCACCUCAACAGCCUGACGAUGCGGUGACUCCCUGCGAUGUUUUUGAGUCAGACUCCACAGUUAUUCAGUCCAACUGUGUCCCUUCCAGUGACCAGCAGAACCACCUGCCGAGCCAUCUUGAAAAUACAGGUAUGAAGCACAAGAAACACGAGGAGGAACAGGAAGAAAAAUCCUCAGUAUUCCUUACAGAGAUCCAAGAACCUGUGCGGGAGGAGAGUAAUCACAUCCAGGUGGACGGCAUGAAGUCCAGUGUCCUUACCGUGGACUCAGACACUAAAGACCUCCCUCCCCAGGAGCGCCCAUGCCACCUGGAUCUGCGGCACACCGAACAAUACAACGGAGGGCCGCGCAAAAAUCACACCAAUCCCUCAGAAAGCAAGAAAGCUGAAUUACAUCUUGACUUAAAUGAGCCUCAGCUGACAGGGGACUCUCCUGUAUAUGCUGCACAAUCUCCAGCAGGGGACAAUGGUUGUGACAGAUUGGAUCAAACCUGCAAACAUGACCGCCGACCAUCCAAAGCCCUCUCUCCCAUUUACGAGAUGGAUGUGGGAGAAGCCUUUGAGCACUGCUCGGACAAGGACAGGAAUGUUAAACUGCAAGCAGAGGAAGAAAAGCUAAGAGGGGAUGAUGACAAAAGCAGUUACUUUGCAGAGCGGGACUGGAGCCUGCUCAGGCAGCUCCUCUCAGACCACGAGUCCAAUCUGGGCAUCAUAAACCCUGUGCCUGAGGAGCUCAACCUGGCCCAGUACCUUAUCAAGCAGACGCUGUCCCUGUCACGCGACUGCCUGGACUCGCAGGCUUUCCUGUCCCCGGAGAAGGAGACCUUCAAACGCUGGGCGGAGCUCAUCUCGCCCAUGGAGGACUCCUCCACCAGCAUCACUGUGACUAGCUUCUCCCCAGAAGACGCUGCAUCUCCACAGGGGGAGUGGACCAUUGUGGAACUGGAAACACAUCACUGACUGCACAGAGGAGAGCCUACUGGACAGUUGACGCCGUCUCUUUGAACUUUCAACGUCUUGACAUCAACUUUGUCUUAAUUUAUUAUAAUUUACAAUCCUGUUCUGUCUCUCGUUAUGACAUGUCUUUGUCCUGGACUGUGCAGAACGCUGGACUUUGCAGCAGCUUAUUUGCAUUUCCCAUCAUGCCGUCAGUGGACUGUUUCUUGAUGGGCUGUUAUGCAUGCUGACAUUUUUGUAUGUUUGACUGUUUAAUUGAUGUUGCUUCAAAAGCUCUAGAAAAGAAUGAGUAAAACAAAAAAAUUAUCUCUUUCUCAUCUCAGUCUUCUGAUAAUAGGGUUGACUGACGUUUCUUAAAGAAAAAUAAUAUUGGCCUGAUGGCUUGCAUUUAGUGUGAUAUUGAAAAUAAAGGUUUGUGUUUCUGAAAAAAUGAGAAGUGUUCCUCACUGUCCUGUCAUUGAGGAUUAUUUGUUUGAGUCACAAACAGUGA